Messenger RNA from Cephus cinctus (wheat stem sawfly), 2009 nucleotides. RefSeq lists its product as uncharacterized. Bases 167 to 1228 code for a protein of 353 amino acids. The record is from RefSeq and is a predicted model, not a curated record. Gene Ontology annotation, biological process: proteasome localization; nuclear protein quality control by the ubiquitin-proteasome system. Gene Ontology annotation, cellular component: nucleus. The transcript is spliced from 6 exons. NCBI's taxonomy places the organism in Eukaryota, Metazoa, Arthropoda, Insecta, Hymenoptera, Cephidae.
AAGCGGAAUACCGCGCCUAACCAAAACCCACCACCCUGUUUGUUGCACUGUGCCGUUCACGACGCGUUCUUUAGCUUGAUUUUCGGGUGUUCCUCCGAAAUUUUGUUUAAUGUAUGUGGUGUUUAAUUAAUCUAUGAUUAUCGCAUAAUAGAAGUAUAUCACGACCAUGAAUACUCCGACCAGAGAUUUCCUACGUAGACCAGAUGUUCCACGUAGAAGGUCAAACCGUCAAGCUCUAGCAGUAAUUCCUGACAGAACUAGUAUUACAGUGUCGCCAGGAGAAACAUUACCAGGAGAAAUGAAUGCUAUGGACAAUCUCGCUAACAGCAGAUACAGUAUUGAUUCCUGGAGUCCAGCUCCAAGUCCUGACGAGUUAGUUAUACAAAAACGUGGUCGUCGUCGUAGAACCAUAGUUUGGUCUCCAGAUUUAGAUGCUCGUAAGCGUGAUAGUCUUUUUAGCUUAAGUUCCAGAGACCGUACUCCAGUGAAGAGUCCAUCCAAGACCAGUAUGACUCUGAGAAGUACUCCUAGAAAACGAUUACUAUUGGGUGACAUAAACGAGCCUCAAUUAACAACACCAGAAAAGAAGAAAAAGCAACCAAUUGAUCAAGAAAAGCUUAUUGAGAGCAAUGGCAUCCAAAAACAGUUCAAUGGAUCUUUAAUGAAUGGUCUAAGAGGUCUCAGUCACGAUCAGCUAGUAAAAAUGAUCAUGGACUUAGUCACUAUUCAAGAAGAUGGCAAAUUACCUGCGGUUCAAAAAUUACACGAUUUCCUUUUAAAGAAAAUGCCUGUAGCCGACAUUCAGCCACUGCGAGAGAGGCUCAGUACACUGCGUCAAAAUAUCUAUGCAAGUCUCGUAUCAUCCAACAUGGAUGAAUCAGCGUACAGCCGAUCCUACAUUCAUCUGGAUGUUUUUCAGAAAGCUGUGAUUGAGCAAGGAUCGAGACUUGUUGAAUCCCAGCAUUGGACAUCUGUAAUGCAAUAUGUAUUCGCUGCAUGGAACAUCACUAAGGAUCUACCGGAAUGGGAGCGACAAGGAUUAGACAAUACAAGGCGCAACUGCUUCAAAGCUCUGUCAGGUUUUUGUUCGCAAGCGCUGAAAAAUGGUUCCUUCGGUCCAUCAACCUUGGAAGCAUUUGCCAAGAAAUUGGAGACUAUGCAAGGGGAUUGCGAAGAUGUAAAAUUCUGUUCACAACUGUUAAGGGAAGCCCAGGCUUCAGAAAAAUGACGUAAAUAUUACAAAAGCUGUUGAGAUAAAACUGAAUUGUGUUUAGUUGACGAUUAUAUAUCAUAAGAACAUUAAUUCAUAUACAUAUACAUUAUAUAUGUUAAUAUAUAUUAUACUGAAAGGUGGAUAUAUAUUUUAUUAUGUACGUGAGACGUUGGUGAGUCAAAUGUUGACGUUGACUCUCUAGAUCCGCUUAGUAACCGAGAUUUGUUAUUAUUGUAAAAUCUUGUGAAAGCUUCGAAUUAAUUGAGUGAAUGAGCUUUAUUCCUAAAUGAUGUAUCUCUUACUAGUACUCAGUAAUUAAUUGUUAUUUCAACGCGUUAUAUAAUAACGUUGACGCAGAUUGACGGGUUAAUAAUAUUUUCUCGAAUCAAAACUAAUUUUUAGUAUGGUGAUGGGUUUUUCAACUGCCAUAGAGACUAUUGUAUGACGCUCGUACAAAAAAAAAUCUCAGGUCCAGUGUGAGAGCUUAUAUUUACUAUAAUUAUUAUUCAAUGUACACAGAGACACGAACCUAUUUUAUGACUUAAUAUACAUGCACGCGAGAAGUCCCGGUGUGGUUACGAUUUUAGUCCUAAACAGUACUCUUAAAUCGGCAUUAUAACCGAUACAAAGUUGCAUAGUUUGUAAGAUCGUCUAUUAUUAUUAUUAUUAAAAUUAUUAUUUUUAGAUUAGUAUGAUUAGAUUUAGGAUUCUUAGUUCAAUCCAUCUUUUGCUAUUACGUUUGUGCGUAUUAAUAAGUUAUGCUUUUGCUGAAUAAACAGUGAUUUCUAAUCGUUUA